Trypanosoma brucei brucei TREU927 is the source of this 435-nucleotide messenger RNA. RefSeq lists its product as hypothetical. Lineage: Eukaryota; Euglenozoa; Kinetoplastea; Trypanosomatida; Trypanosomatidae. The transcript has a single exon. Bases 1 to 435 code for a protein of 144 amino acids. The record is from RefSeq and is a predicted model, not a curated record.
AUGAACGAUAUUUACGCACGGCGGUUGGCGCAAGCAACAAUGUUUCAUCAACUUAUGCGUUGCCAUGGGACCCUGUGGGCAGCGACACAGGUGACGAAAGAACAGAUGGAUUACAAUUUCAUACGAGAGGAAUUCAUGCGAGUGAAUGGACGCCGGGCAAUGCCACUUCUCCUUGGCGCUGCCGCAAAUGAGAAUCUCCACCAGUUGCAUUUGAGUCACUUAUCGGAACAUUGUGCGUGGGGUGAGAGCGCGCGGGCCCUGGCAGUCCAGAGGCAAACACCACUAUCGCAACGUGUCGCCGCGCUGGGUAGGAUGGCAGAAACAAUUCACCAGGUAAAGACAGCGUCAACAGUGCAGAAUCUUUUUAACGAACAAAUUUCCUGCAUGGAAGGAAUUAGCUCCUUUGAGGAAGAACCUCUUAUCGAAGGUGAGUAA